Saprolegnia parasitica CBS 223.65 is the source of this 295-nucleotide messenger RNA. RefSeq lists its product as hypothetical. The transcript is spliced from 2 exons. The record is from RefSeq and is a predicted model, not a curated record. Bases 33 to 245 code for a protein of 70 amino acids. NCBI's taxonomy places the organism in Eukaryota, Oomycota, Saprolegniomycetes, Saprolegniales, Saprolegniaceae.
GAUAAAUAGGCAGCGCGAAUUCCACGAUUCGCAUGGCCGGAAGAGACGCCGAUCGCCGCGUCGCCGCCAAGCUGGCCGAGGCCUGCCGAGAGACCGCUGCGGAAGCCAUCGCUGCGACGCUUGCGUCGGGCCAAGCGUCCACUGUGUACCACAACCGCGGCAAGUUUGCCAGCCGCAAAGAGGCGCAAGCGGCCAAGAUUGCCGCUGCCAAAGCCAAGCGCGAGGCCAAGGAAGGCAAAGCAUAGAGCAAUGGCACUUGAAUAUAUCUAUGGCGUGGCAUGCGCCGAUGAGCUUG